AAUCUCAAUCUUUAGAUAGAGACAAAGUUCCAUUACUAUGCAGGUUAUUAGAUGAUGAAACAGGUAUGAGUCAAAGACUUGAAGCUCAGCUUCCUCAAAGCUCUGUCUCUUCUUCAAAUGAUAACCCAAUAGAAAAAAUAGAUAGAAAGCCCAUAUAUUCUACAGGUACACUAGCCUCUUUUAGAUAUGUAGUAGAAGAAG
Molecule: messenger RNA, 201 nt
Organism: Dentiscutata heterogama
Lineage: Eukaryota; Fungi; Glomeromycota; Glomeromycetes; Diversisporales; Gigasporaceae
Source: the annotation of a GenBank genome assembly